AGUUAGAGUGUAAUCCAUCUAAGUAGCAAGGGUGAGGUUCGUAAAGACAAACACUUCCAGUGCAUUAGGUCCCAGUGCGCUUUGGAGACGCCUUCGCGCAAUGGUGCUAUAGGGAUACUUUUACGCACUAGUCCAAACCUGUUACUUCAGUUGCAUUUGAAAGAAGCAGACCUAGUCAUGUUUCCUUUACCGAUGUUCACACCUGAACAGGUGGCUCGAGUCUGUGAGAAUCUAGAGGAAACUGGAGAUAUUGAGCGCUUGGGGCGCUUCCUCUGGUCCCUGCCCGUGGCCGUUCCGGGCUCGGCCGGUGAACUUCUCAACCGCCAUGAGUCGGUGAUGCGAGCCCGAGCGCUCGUCGCUUUCCAUGGAGGAAAUUUUGAAGCUCUCUACCAGAUCCUGCAGAGUCACCGCUUUACGCGAGAGUCCCACGCCAAACUGCAGGACCUGUGGCUGGACGCGCACUACCGUGAAGCGGAGCGCCUGAGAGGGAGACCGCUGGGUCCGGUGGAGAAAUAUCGCAUCCGUAAGAAGUUUCCCCUCCCUCGCACCAUCUGGGAUGGCGAGCAGAAGACACAUUGUUUCAAGGAGAGAACCCGUAGUCUCUUGAGGGAAUGGUACCUGCAGGAUCCCUAUCCAAACCCUUCCAGAAAACGGCAUCUGGCGCAGGUUACAGGUCUCACACCCACUCAGGUGGGCAACUGGUUCAAAAACAGAAGGCAGCGGGACAGAGCGGCAUCUGCUAAAAACAGACUGCAGCAAGACCCCUCCCACCAUCCCUCUGGUAGCUCUCCGGAAUGUUCCUCCUCAGAGCACAACCCCCACCUCCAGGGCUCCUCCCCACGACAUCCUGGCAGCCCAGAGAACAGUGACUGCAGCUCGGGUACAGGGCCUAGGGGGACCGGGGCUUCCACGCCAGACAUAUCAGUCAGCAGUGACAGUGAGUUUGAGUCAUGAAGAUCUCCUGGACCUGCCAUCUAUACUGCACAGACUACCAAAAACAAUGAAAAGACAUAUAAAUAAUGAAUAUAUAUUGUCUGGAGAGUUCUGAGGGCACCGUGGAGGAGGCUGGACUGCUAUAAAGUAUUUUUUGAAAGCUGAUAGAUGCACUUAAAGGAACGACUGACCACAUCUUUUAAAUCAGCGUAUAAGGGACUAUUUUACAUGUGAUUUUGCUGUUUUAAACAGAUUUUUUUAAUUGUCAAAGCAGGCACAUUUGGGCUCUGGGUUUUCUGGGAAAAACGACACAAUCAGAAGCUAAUGCUUUUUUGUUUUUAAUGCAAUGUUUCCUUCUUGUUUAGUUUCUUCCUUACCAAAGCAGACCAUGACUAAACUGUGCACUUGAAACUGACUUCCAGUGGACCUCUUAAAAGGCUUAUGUCAAAUAAAUCUCUUGUGGUUCAUUGACAUUACCAAUCCAGAAAUCAAUUAUUCAUUUUUUUUUUUUAAAUCAUCCAAACACUCAGGUGGCACAGAAUAUGAGAGACAUAUCUUGCAUGAGGAUAUAUAAUGCAGAUUGUUUAUUUUGAAGUCUAGUCUUGCUACCACUUAAGAACAUUGCAUCAAUUUCAUUUUCUUUAAUCAGUAUUUUUGUCUUGUUUUUCACUAUAAAUAAACCUAUUUUAAUUUUGUUUAAACCUAUUUGCAAAAUAAACUUAAUUCAAGAUAUAUAUUCUUUGAAAACAAUCUUAAUAUCUCAUGCAGUUUUGCUUCUCAAGUAAAUUGAUCUUGUUUUAAGGAUUUUAAAUAUAUAUAUAUUUUGUACUGGAAAACA
Molecule: messenger RNA, 1771 nt
Organism: Myxocyprinus asiaticus (Chinese sucker)
Lineage: Eukaryota; Metazoa; Chordata; Actinopteri; Cypriniformes; Catostomidae
Gene: six7
Product: SIX homeobox 7
Exons: 3
Coding region: 178-954 (258 amino acids)
Biological process (GO): regulation of transcription by RNA polymerase II; eye development
Cellular component (GO): nucleus; transcription regulator complex
Molecular function (GO): RNA polymerase II cis-regulatory region sequence-specific DNA binding; DNA-binding transcription factor activity, RNA polymerase II-specific
Source: RefSeq, a predicted model, not a curated record